AUGAGCGGCGCUGCCUGCACGAGCAGCGAUAUGAAGCUGCUCGCCGGUCUCUUGAGUUCGCCUCCGUGGACCAACUGCUCGAGCAUCACAUCUGCGGCGAUGGUCAAGAGUCUCUACCUCGAACAAAAAGGCACCAAAACUGCGUGCGAGAUCCCGACGUGCGCCGCCAACUUGAUCGCUGUCCAGGCCCAGAUGCCCAACUGCUUGAUUGCAAACUCGAAUAACUCGAUCAAGGCGUUCCAGGCAGUGCUGGGGUGCGUGCUUCCCACAAACGCAGCAUCCACGACCCUCCUCUCGGGUCUCACCAUGGUGGUGGCGGUUCUUCUCGUCGGCGCCUAG
Molecule: messenger RNA, 339 nt
Organism: Saprolegnia parasitica CBS 223.65
Lineage: Eukaryota; Oomycota; Saprolegniomycetes; Saprolegniales; Saprolegniaceae
Exons: 1
Coding region: 1-339 (112 amino acids)
Source: RefSeq, a predicted model, not a curated record